Messenger RNA from Menidia menidia (Atlantic silverside), 1057 nucleotides. NCBI's taxonomy places the organism in Eukaryota, Metazoa, Chordata, Actinopteri, Atheriniformes, Atherinopsidae. The record is from the annotation of a GenBank genome assembly.
GGUAGCGGAAGCAAAUCGGAAGUGAGGUAUCUCGCUAGAAACAUGCUUGAAUGGAGGUGACCUUAGUUGUUAUCAAAUUGUAAAGUAAGUUAUCGAUAACUUCCCGGUUAGCCCCGCGGGGGACACGUGCAAAACCCAAGCUGGUUUGAUUUUUUUUUGUUGUUGCUGAUUUUGAGGGAGUGGCGUUAGCAGAGAUGGCAGAGGCACAUCAGACACGCGUGCAGAAUGUGGUGGAAGAAAUGGUCCAGGGUCUGGAGAGGGAUCACAUCCGUAAGAUGCAGGGUCGCAUGUUCCAGUGCAGCGCAGAGUGCUGCGACCGCUCCACAGACUCCAUGGCCCAGGUACAUCAGUGUAUUGAGAGGUGUCACACUCCCCUGGCCCAGGCUCAGGGAUUGGUCACUUCGGAGCUGGAAAAGUUUCAGGACCGUCUGACCAGAUGCACGAUGCACUGUAACGAUAAGGCGAAGGAUCUGUUUGACUCUGGUGCAAAGGAGCCAGCUGUCCGAUCACUGAUGGACCGCUGUGUGGGCAGUUGUGUGGACGACCACAUUAACCUGGUCCCCAGCAUGACCCGAAGACUGAAGGAGAAUUUGGACUCUAUACCACAGUGAGGAGCUGCAUGACUCAAUAGAUGCAUAUAUAUACAGCAGUGCAGGGUUAGAGGCCCAGGAAAUCCAGGGCUGGAACCGUAAGAUGAGAAAAGAAGAAUUUUCAGAGACUUCACUCUGACUGUGCCAUGACGUUUGUUAUCGCAGCUUGACAUGUUCAACCUCUCAGAUCUUAAUUCAUCUACCAUGAGAAAAGAAAAUCAGGACCACAAUUGGUGUCAACUUGUGUGAUUACACGUUUUCUCAAAAUGAGAGAUAUGCUGGUGUGCUUUUUUGAUAAAAUAGUCAAUUUAUCAGACCAGAUGUUUUUUUUCCAGUGUAUAUAUAACCGGUCAGCAUCAAUGCAGAGUCAAGUUUAGUCAUUUAAGAGUGAACUCUUCUGUGAUCAUCUUAAUCUUCUGUUUGUGUGUGUGUGUGAAUUAAAACAAUACAAACUGUUUUUUGGUAGC